UGCCUCUCUAUCCCAACCAACCCAUUAAUCUCACUCACACAUUCACACUUGCUAUUACUACUCUGAUACCCUGCAUUUUCUUUCUCAAGAAAAGAAAAGAAAAAGAAAAAAAAACCAACUACAACACAACACACUGUUUUUCUCUCUCUCUCUCUCUCUCUCUCUCUGUUUCUGUCUCUGUGCAUAUCAUUCUCUCUGUGAAAAAUAUAAAAAGUACGGAACAAAGUGGUAGGGUAUAAGAGAGAGAGAAAAGACCAUUGCUUUGUGAAGGUGUAUUAGGAAGGGUUUAAUGGAGAUGGGCUUGAAGCUAGUAAUGCUGAAACUGUUGGUUUUGGUGGUGGUAUUGUGUUCUUGGGUUUCUUCUUGUACUGCCUCUGUUUCAUAUGACAGUAAGGCCAUAGUCAUUAAUGGCCAACGAAGGAUCCUUAUUUCUGGAUCCAUUCACUACCCUCGUAGUACUCCUGAGAUGUGGCCAGAUCUUAUUCAAAAGGCAAAGGAAGGAGGUUUGGAUGUAAUCCAGACCUAUGUUUUCUGGAAUGGGCAUGAACCCCAACCUGGCAAAUAUUAUUUUGAGGGGAGGUUUGAUCUGGUCAAUUUUAUCAAGCUGGUGAAACAAGCAGGCCUUUAUGUUCAUCUUAGGAUUGGUCCCUAUGCUUGUGCUGAAUGGAACUUUGGGGGUUUUCCUGUUUGGCUCAAGUAUGUUCCUGGUAUCAGUUUCAGGACAGAUAAUGGGCCUUUCAAGGCCGCAAUGCAAAAAUUUACCAUGAAAAUUGUCAAUAUGAUGAAAGCCGAAAGGUUAUACGAGUCUCAGGGUGGUCCAGUAAUUUUAUCUCAGAUUGAGAAUGAAUAUGGACCCAUGGAGUACGAACUUGGUGCACCAGGUCAAGCAUAUGCCAAAUGGGCAGCUCAAAUGGCUGUGGGACUUGGCACGGGAGUCCCAUGGGUCAUGUGCAAGCAAGAUGAUGCCCCUGAUCCCAUUAUUAAUACUUGUAAUGGCUUUUAUUGUGACUAUUUCUCACCGAAUAAAGCUUACAAACCCAAGAUGUGGACUGAAGCCUGGACUGGAUGGUUCACCGAGUUUGGAGGUGCAGUCCCUUAUCGUCCUGAAUUGGUUGUUUUGGCAUUUUCGGUUGCAAGGUUUAUACAAAAAGGAGGAUCUUUCAUUAACUACUAUAUGUAUCAUGGAGGAACAAAUUUUGGCAGGACUUCUGGUGGUCCUUUUAUUGCUACUAGCUAUGAUUAUGAUGCCCCUCUCGAUGAAUAUGGACUAUUAAGGCAACCUAAAUGGGGCCAUUUGAAAGAUCUACACAGAGCAAUAAAGCUGUGUGAGCCAGCUUUAGUUUCUGGAGAUCCCACUGUGUUUUCUCUUGGAAACAAUCAGGAGGCUUAUGUAUUCAAAACAAAGUCCGGAGCUUGUGCUGCAUUCCUCACAAACCACGACUCGAAAUCCUUUGCAAAAGUGUCUUUUGCGAAUUUGCAUUACAACCUACCUCCUUGGUCCAUCAGCAUUCUUCCCGACUGCAAGAAUACUGUUUAUAACACUGCAAGGGUGGGAGCUCAAAGUGCACAAAUGAAGAUGACUCCUGUUUAUGGUAUCGGGUUCUCCUGGCAAUCCUUCAACGAAGAGCCAGCCUCUUACAAUGACAAUUCGUUUACAACUGCUGGGUUGUUGGAGCAGAUAAAUACCACCAGGGAUAUGUCUGAUUAUCUGUGGUAUAUGACAGAUGUCAAGAUUGAUCCAUAUGAAGGAUUUUUGAAGAGUGGGAACUAUCCUGUUCUUACGGUUUUGUCUGCUGGUCAUGCUUUGCAUGUUUUCAUCAACGGUCAAUUAUCAGGAACUGCCUAUGGAAGUUUAGAAGACCCAAGAUUAACAUUCAAUCAGGGUGUGAAUCUGAGAGCUGGUGUAAACACGAUUGCACUGCUAAGCAUUGCUGUUGGUCUCCCGAAUGUUGGACCACAUUUUGAGACAUGGAAUGCGGGUGUUCUUGGCCCAGUUUCACUGAAUGGUCUCAAUGAGGGAAGCAGGGACUUAUCAUGGCAAAAAUGGACUUACAAGAUUGGUCUUAAAGGAGAAGCAUUGAGUCUUCAUUCGCUCAGUGGAAGCUCCUCUGUUGAAUGGGCCCAAGGUUCUUUUGUGGCACAAAAACAGCCACUGACAUGGUACAAGACUGCUUUCAAUGCUCCUGUGGGAAAUGAACCUUUGGCUUUGGAUAUGAAUACCAUGGGUAAAGGUAAUGUAUGGAUAAACGGGAAAAGCAUUGGACGCUACUGGCCUGGAUACAAAGCAACUGGUUCUUGUAGUGCCUGUAAUUAUGCUGGUUGGUUUUAUGAGAAGAAAUGCCUAAGCAAUUGUGGGGAGGCUUCCCAAAGAUGGUAUCACGUUCCCCGUUCCUGGCUGUAUCCAACGGGGAAUUUGUUGGUUGUGUUCGAAGAGUGGGGGGGAAAUCCAUAUGGCAUUUCUUUGGUGAAGAGACAAGUAGGAAGUGUGUGUGCGGAUAUUUUUGAGUGGCAGCCAACUCUAGUGAAUUGGCAGUUGCAAGCCUCCGGUAAAGUCAAUAGACCCCUGAGGCCUAAAGCCCAUUUGUCUUGUUCGCCUGGUCAGAAGAUCUCAUCAAUUAAAUUUGCAAGCUUUGGAACACCAGAAGGGGUUUGUGGAAGUUUCCGUCAGGGGAGCUGUCAUGCAUUUCAUUCUUAUGAUAUCUUUGAAAAGUACUGCAUUGGGCAACAAUCAUGCUCGGUACCUGUGGUACCUGAGGCGUUUGGAGGAGAUCCGUGUCCAAGUGUCAUGAAGAAACUCUCUGUGGAAGUCAUUUGUAGUUGAUGAUGUCGCAGAACGUAGCAUACAUACAAGGUCCCAGUUUAGUUCUUCUACACGCUUCAUACAAAUUCUCAAAUCAUUUUACAUUUUUGUUUUUCUGGUAACUUCGUUCAUCAAAGAUCAUGGUGACCAUUUGUUUUGGCUUUGCCAAGAGGUGAAGUUGUAGAAAUAUACGACACACCAUUUGGUUCAAAGCCCAUAUAAAUUCUGAAGAUGAUGUGCAAGUUUAAUGUAGAUAAAGUAGUUGUUGUCUUCAGAGGUUGGAGGUGCAGGGGGUUACAAGCACAUUGAGACGUAGUAAAUGUGUCCAUGUGCUUAUAUUGUAAUACAUCAUGUUUUUUUCGAACAUGUAAGCUCUUGGCUUUCAUUAAUUUCAUAGUUAUUGUUCUCUAUGUA
Molecule: messenger RNA, 3214 nt
Organism: Camellia sinensis
Lineage: Eukaryota; Viridiplantae; Streptophyta; Magnoliopsida; Ericales; Theaceae
Product: beta-galactosidase
Biological process (GO): carbohydrate metabolic process
Molecular function (GO): carbohydrate binding; hydrolase activity, hydrolyzing O-glycosyl compounds
Source: RefSeq, a predicted model, not a curated record